AAGGCCUUAUUCUGAAUUCUGCUUUUGGGCUUGACUACAAUCACCAGUUCACUGCAUCUACGACCAUCCCUUAAUUUCUACAAGCUUCUCCCUUCCGCUCUGUCUCCCGAGUCUGCACUUCACCCUUCUUCCUCAUUCAUCCUCAGGAAUGGCUUUUUCAAAUAGAAUUGGGAAUGCGCUCAAACAGGCACUAAGUAAGCGCAUUAUUCCAGAUUUGUCUCUCUCAAAUUCAUCCAUGUACCAGGCAUUUAGAAGCAUGUCAUCUUCAAAGCUUUUUGUUGGAGGCCUCUCAUAUGGAACUGAUGAAACUAGUUUGAAGGAAGCAUUUAACCAGUAUGGUGAUUUGGUUGAUGUGCGGAUUAUUAUGGAUCGUGAAACUGGAAGAUCCAGAGGCUUUGGAUUUGUGUCUUUUACCUCAACAGAAAGUGCUACCGCAGCCAUGCAGAACUUGGAUGGACAGGAUCUUCAUGGCCGACGGAUCAAGGUGAACUAUGCAACCGAGAAGCCUCGCGGUGGCUUUGGUGGUGGAGGGGAUGGAUAUUCCGGUGGUGGUGGUAACUACAACAGUGGAUAUUCCGGUGGUGGUGGUAACUACAUCAGUGGAUAUUCCAGCGGCGGUGGUAACUACAACAGUGGAUAUUCCAGCGGCGGUGGUAACUACAACAGUGGAUAUCCAAGUGGAGGAAAUUACAAUAGUGGAUAUACUGGAGCUGAUAACAACAGUGGAUAUUCCAGCGGAGGCGGUAACUACAACAGUGGAGGUGGUGGUGGCUAUAACAGCAAUUAUGCUGCUACUCAGGAGACAAACUUCAAUGAUAAGAAUGAGAAUUUUACGGCCUCUAGUGGCAACUUCAACAGUGGAUUUGCCGAUGAUGGAAAUUAUUCCACCAACACCGGACUUGAGGAGGCAGGAGGUUACAAUGUAGGCCAGCAACAGAUGAACAUAAAACAAGAGGGAGCUGAGUUUGUGAAAGAUGAUUUACAACAUAGCAGUAGUUUGGAUGAUGGGAAUUACAGGGAUGAUGAUGAUGAUGCAGAUGGUUUUGCCAACAGAAGGGGAUAAAUUUGUUGAGGAUGUCUAGGAACAUAGCUUAAUAAUUAUAAGUAUGUUCUUUUUUAGCACUGCCAUUCACAUUUCAUUGUGUUUGUUGUCAAUUUGUUAUGUUUUGUAUGUGGUAUCGUCUCUGACUUCUCCUUGUGAGCUUUACUGACAUUUCUUGUUUGGUGACCUUUUAUUAGUUAUUAUUAUGAUUAUUAAGGUUUUGGGUUAGUCUAUACACCUUUGUCAUUUUUCUCACACACUUGAUUAUUU
Messenger RNA from Cuscuta europaea, 1312 nucleotides. Lineage: Eukaryota; Viridiplantae; Streptophyta; Magnoliopsida; Solanales; Convolvulaceae. The record is from the annotation of a GenBank genome assembly.